This is a messenger RNA of Hirsutella rhossiliensis, 822 nucleotides long. RefSeq lists its product as uncharacterized. NCBI's taxonomy places the organism in Eukaryota, Fungi, Ascomycota, Sordariomycetes, Hypocreales, Ophiocordycipitaceae. The coding region runs from base 1 to 822 and encodes 273 amino acids. The record is from RefSeq and is a predicted model, not a curated record. The transcript has 2 exons.
AUGAGCUCAGCUCUAGAUCUUGAUGGCUCUUCCAAGGGCACCGUGCUCAACGGCCCUUGCGACUGGAAACAAUGGAUUUCUAUCAUCAAGAAAUUCGCCACGUCCCACAGUCUUUGGGACUUUCUGGACCCUGCCGUCAAGGAGGGUAAGCCGGUUCUUCAGCAGCCAGUUGAACCAACAUUCCGACAAAUCAACCACGAAGCAUCUGAUCUCGUGGAUCUGACCUCGGAGGAAUUUCGCCGUCUCGAAUUCCUCCACACCCAAUACCGCUCGAAGCUUCAAGGGUAUAGGGAUCAAGUGAAGGCACUCGCCAGCCUUCAACAACACAUCGUCAAGACCAUCGGCAACUACUACAGCACCAUUGCCGAGGAACACGACGUUGCAAAGCAACUUGCCUUGCUUCAGUCGCCAAACAGGACCAAGAUCGAAGCUUGGGUCACCCAAUGGCAGAAAGUCCUCACUGAGGCAAAGCAAUUAGGGCUUCCUGAUGUCCAGGACCUUCGCCCUACCCAAGAUUUCCUACAGGCUGUUUCGUCCAUCAACGCCCCAUUCACAGACUAUUGGGUCAACAAAAUGGAAGACGAGGCCGUAUUCGGCAAGCCUGAUUGGAAGACGGACUUCCCGGACGGCAUUAAGAUCAGUGAGAUCUUUGAACGAGCUCACCGAAUCAAGGCCGCCAACAACAGCAAAGGAUCAUUCGGAGCUGCCUUCCAAGGCAAGGAGAGAAAUCGGAGAGGAAAUAGGACAAGCCUAAGUGGUCUUCAAGCAAGAACGCUGAUGGUGUUCCUAUGUGUGUCUGCGGAGAAUAUCACCGCUUCGUAG